Molecule: messenger RNA, 1114 nt
Organism: Glycine soja
Lineage: Eukaryota; Viridiplantae; Streptophyta; Magnoliopsida; Fabales; Fabaceae
Exons: 4
Coding region: 125-1030 (301 amino acids)
Biological process (GO): CAAX-box protein processing
Cellular component (GO): membrane
Molecular function (GO): metalloendopeptidase activity
Source: RefSeq, a predicted model, not a curated record
UGAUUGAAGUGUUGAAGCCUGAAUAAUUGGUCCAAAGUCCAAACUGAAGACCUUCAAUCUCAGUCGUGGAAUACUAUAUUGCAAGAUAAAGGUUUGAGUAUUAAGGAUUCGAUUCCAGAGGCAAAUGUUGUCGGUUCUGGUGUGUCCAUCUCAUGAGUUGGCCACACCCUUUCAGUGCCUUCACUUCCCAAACACAGAUUAUAGCCUGAAAUGUUCACCGAAACUGCAAUUGGGAAGCACUCCCUCCCAACGCAACCCUUUCAAGUGCUUUUGCAAUAGGAAAGAACACGUCACACCCUUUUCUCAGGGAUUCUCAGAGUUGCAAGAGGAUGAUAGUCCAUGGGAGAGUGGGAACGUGUGGAGCAAUCUUGCACUCUAUUUAUUCACUCUGCAUAUCCCUUUUAGCUUUGGAGGCUUAUCCGUGGUUGCUCUAUUUAAUGGACAACCUGUUCUUGACCCACAAACUGAGGCCUUAUCACUUCUCACCAUUCAAAUUCUCGAGUUUGGUGGGGCUCUAGUUUUAUUGAAGUACACAGCUAAGCCACAAUACAAGUUUUCAAAUUUCUCCAGAAAGAACAAAUUAUUGAGCAACAGGAACUGGUUUUUGUCAUCAGCUGUGGGAUUUGGGUUUCUUGUUCUGUUAAUUUUCCUAACAUCUCUACUUGCUGACAGAUUAUUUGGCUCCAAGCCUGUGAACAACCCCAUACUGAAGGACAUGCUCCUAAACAGUGACAUCUCAAGAUUGUCUUGUGUGCUUGCUUAUUGCAUUGUCACUCCCCUUUUGGAAGAAGUUGUUUAUAGGGGAUUUCUUUUGACCUCACUUUCUUCUACCUUGGAGUGGCAGCAAGCUGUUGCCAUAAGCUCAGUUGUAUUCAGUGCAAUUCACUUCUCUGGUGAGAACUUUCUACAAUUGUUCAUCAUUGGAUGUGUUCUUGGAUGCUCCUAUUGCUGGUCUGGGAAUUUGAGUUCCUCCAUUGCUAUACAUUCCUUGUACAAUGCUUUGACCUUAGUAAUAACUUAUUUUUAUUAAAUUGUAUUUAAAAACUUUGGUAUUAAAAAAUUACAUGAGUCUUUUUUCUCUGUGAAUAAAAAUUACAUUAGUCUAAUUAUUCAA